GCCGUUACGAGACUACGACAAUAGACAGACACGCGCCCACACAUUUGAUACGAAGAGCGAGGAACGAUUUGCUAAUACCACAGCCACGAUACAUAGUACCUCUUCUACCAGCGCGAGUUCCGCUCCACAGCUGCGAAACUGCUUGACAUGUGCUCGGAUCUCACUCUAGUGCACCGAAAUGGCUAGAGAGAGUCGAGCGCGCAAUGCUGGCCGGCGCGUGGCGUACAACUACAAAGAGGCAUUCAGUGGUAUAGAACUCUCGGGCUCGGAGGCAGAAGCAGAAGAGAACGAUGCAGGUGAAGUCGGAGAAGAAGAACAGGAUGACUUCGUGCCGCCUGCUGAAGAUGAUGACCCAGAUGAGUUCAUGGUAGACGAGCCAGCAGAAGCUGAGGUAGAGGAAGAGGAAGGAGAAGAGCAAGAAGAGCAUGUCAGGGAAGAAGACAUCGUUGUAUCAAUGAAGGCACUCAGAGAUGUCCUACGCGCCAGGUCGAUCACUGUGGAACAUCGUAACAGUAGUCUCGACAGUGCUCCUGCGACACCAGUUCGCUCAGGCAAAACGAAAUCGCUACGCACUACCGGUUUGACAGGCGUGCGCUGCGUCGGUACUCCGGGUGUUGCGGGCGCGCGGUACAUUCCCUUGGGUGCUAACACCGCUGGAGCAACGACGACCCGCCAAAGAGCAGUAGGUGAAUGGCGUGAGGGAGGACAGGAGAGCCGGCUGCGAAACCUCUUCGGACCCACGGGUGAAGAUCUGCGUCCAGUCUUCGAUGCGAAGAAGACGUGGCUCUCACAGGUGGCUUUACCGAGUCGAUCAUUCAACCACUUAGCACCGUCGCCGUAUGUCACGGAGGAAACCAGAGCCAAGGACAUCAAAAACGUACGCCAAUGGUAUGCGAAUUUCGGACGGGCCGCCUUCGCCCAGGGGCAGACAACCGUGCAGAUGAACGAAGAGCAGGCACAAGCUUACUUGUUGAAUCUGGGACCAGAGUCUUUGGACCUGUUGAUGGGCGCUCUGAACAACCAACGCAUAUUCUCGCUCAAGAAGAGAAGGCAUAUGAGCGCUGCAGCACCGUUCGGAUCGGACAGCAAGCGGAAAGGUUGGAUUUUCCAUCUCGGUUCGCGAAUACAAGACGUGAACUGGGCCCCAAAUCAACUUGGAAUAACGCAAUACCUUGCAGUCAUCGUCGAACAAGAUGAUAUGACGGCGAAGAAGCACAAACGCUUUGGAAAUCCGAAAGCGCCGGCUUUCAUCGCGACAAGCCCUUUUCCUGCAUCGAUACAGAUCUGGGCAUUUGAUUCAACGAAACACGGCACCAUGAGCGCGAAGAACGAGCCGCGCCUCGCACUUGUCCUCUGUACAGAUUGGGGAGCACCUAAAGCAAUCCAGUGGUGGCCCAUAGGCGCUGAAGAUUCCAUCGAGCCAGAUCAGAACGGCGUGGUUCGACUCGGACUUCUCGCUGGCAUUUGGUCUGAUGGAAUGGUGAGGAUAUUAGAUGUGUCACUAAGAAAUCCCACGGCGGGCUCCUCUAUCACACAGUAUGUACACUACACAGAAGCCGCCCUGGAGCUCGCCUUCCGGGAUCCGCCCUCUACAGACAAGGCUGGAAACCCAGUGGAAAAGCUGAGCACGCUUCCGAGCUGCUUAUGCUGGCUCUCACCUACUACCAUCGCGGUCGGAACCGCCUCUGGAAACAUCGCAAUAUGGACGCUCACGCAUCCAGGAAUGUUUCCUCCCUUAAAUAGACCAGACGCUGGAAGACCCUGCCCUCGACCUUGGUUCCACAAACAGCUCGCAGACACUUAUGUUGUGACUGUCUCAUCUGGCUACCCCUCUCGCCCCCAAUUCCUCUCCUUGACGACCGCCGACGGCUUCGCCCGCCUCAUUGACCUGCGCGCCCCCGUCGCCGAUUGCAUAUCGUCUCUCCGUGGCCGCAUGAUUGUCCAUUCCCAGGCCUGGCACGAGCACACGCAGUCCUUCGUCAUGCUCGAUGAGUACUACCUGCUCAAGCACGGCACGCUGCGCCGCUACAACCAGGCCAUCUACACGUUCAGGACAGACAGCACGCUUACGGCGGUGGCGACGAGUCCGGUCCACCCAGCAGUGUUGGUUGGGUCGUCAGACGGGAGUGUCGCAGCGUCGAAUGGGUUGUGCAAGAUCAUGAACGCGAAGGAUAUCCCGUGGAGUCUGACGUGGUUCAAGCACGAAUGGAGAAGGCCCGUGGAGGAUAGCGAGGCGGACAACGCUAGUCCUGUCGUACAGUCAGAUGGAUCGAUCGAGGGCAAACCUGCUUGUCCAGAUGAUCCGGGCAUUAUGUCGAGGCCACUCACGCGCAUCACCGAGGGCUACAAGCCGGUGCAGACGAGCAUGCAGUAUCCAGACUCGACGAAGCGGCACAAGGAUGGCGCGAAGUUCAUCACCGUGUUCGAGGAGAAUUCGGCGGCGACAAGGGUGGCGUGGAAUCCGAAUUUGAAGUGUGGGGCUUGGGCUGUGGCGGGGAUGCAGAGCGGAAUGCUGAGGGUGGAGGAUUUGGGAGUUUAGGGUUGAGGGGUUGUCAGUGGGGACGUCACGUUGAGACGUUUUGUGAUGUGUAUGAUAUGAUGUUAUGGAUCGAGCGGAGAAGAAAAAGGGUUACUUCAUGCUACUCUGAUGCCACCGCUACUUGGUCUAAUGGUAGUGUCAGAAGAAGUAGUAGUUUUGAGGCCCUGUUGUCUUGUGUAUGUCAGUCCAUACAGUGUUUCAAUGUCGUUG
Paraphaeosphaeria sporulosa is the source of this 2749-nucleotide messenger RNA. RefSeq lists its product as uncharacterized. Gene Ontology annotation, biological process: transcription by RNA polymerase III. Gene Ontology annotation, cellular component: transcription factor TFIIIC complex. Lineage: Eukaryota; Fungi; Ascomycota; Dothideomycetes; Pleosporales; Didymosphaeriaceae. The record is from RefSeq and is a predicted model, not a curated record. Gene Ontology annotation, molecular function: protein binding. The transcript has 2 exons. The coding region runs from base 179 to 2539 and encodes 786 amino acids.